This is a messenger RNA of Nicotiana attenuata, 2417 nucleotides long. Its product is annotated as E3 ubiquitin-protein ligase Praja-2. The transcript has 6 exons. NCBI's taxonomy places the organism in Eukaryota, Viridiplantae, Streptophyta, Magnoliopsida, Solanales, Solanaceae. The record is from RefSeq and is a predicted model, not a curated record. Bases 281 to 2044 code for a protein of 587 amino acids.
UGAAUUCGCGCUAUUACUACAAAGGCUGCAAUAGACCAAAAGAGCAACAAAAUAUGUAUACAAUACAGCAGCGUCCCCACCAAGCUUGAAUUUGAAUCCUCAAAUACUGCCAUAAAUAACGCCACCUGCUCUUCUCUUCCACCCAACCCCAUACCCCACUACCUCACUCCACUAAUCCAUGAAAAUAUAUGCAAUUAAUUGUGUAUAAAAUAAUGAAAAUCCAUCUGUUAUAUUCAAAUUAGUAGAUCUGAAACUUCAGAUUUGGAUCUACUCUGAGAAAAUGGGUUCGAGUAGUAGUAAGAAUACUGCAACUGAUUCACCACUGCCGCCGCCGUCAUCGCCGGCGGCGUCAUCUUCAUCUUCGUCUUCGACGGCGGUUGUUCGGAGAUCUCGAUCCACUCGGAGUAAAGUUUUUCUGUCCUCCUGUCUCGGAUCUCGUGAUUCAGACAAUGAAGCAACACAGGCUUCGGAACAUCAAACCAAAAGAAACGAGGUUACUGGUCCUUCUUUGAGUGAGUCUAAAUCAGGAGGAAGAAAGACCGAAUGGUAUGGAAAGGUUAAAGUUAAGAAGCACGAUGAACCAUGUGUAGAUUCCAGUAUUGAGCUUGAUGAUUGGAAUGAAUCAAGCUUAUCUGAUACUGUGGCUAGGAGAGGUGAUGCUUCUUCUCGAGCUUCCUCAUCUAGAUCAUCGAAUCCUUCUGGUCGUUUCCUCCCCCGCUUCAGUUUUCGUCCUGGCAACAUGAGCUUCCGGCUGAGCAGAGCAAAUAGUUUAGGGUCAGCGAGGUCCCUUUUUGCAUCUUCACAGAGGUUUGCUAUUUCAACCGAUGAGGGUGAGCUUCCACGCUCAAGUUCGUAUGGUAGAUUCACCGAUAGAAAUGAAAGGCCACAGAGUUGUGACUUCUUUCCUAGUUGUUUCAGCAAUCAGUCUCCUAGUCGAUGUUCUGAAGAUGCUACUUCUAAUCACUUGGCGUUCACUCCUUCAACUGCUAACUUUCCUGAUAAUUUUAUGGAUGAGCUACAUAUGGCGUCCAGAAGAGGUUUGUCAGGUGACAGAAAUGAUACUAGAGUAGAGUGUAGUGUUAAUUUAUUUUCUCCAAGAAAUCAUAAUUAUACUGAUGGUUUUGAGACAAGAGUUUCUGACAGAAGAAGUGCUGCUCGUGAGCCCACUGAAAGGAAUAUCAGUAUUAGUAGAACCCUGAGUGUUGGUAGACUUCGUGAUAGGGUUGUUCGAAGAUCAUCAUUUCCUGAUGUUUGCUCCUUUCAACGGGAAACAGAAACCAGACAUGCUAGUGACAAUAGUGUGAGACAGAAUUUAGGUGGUGAAAUAAGUUUGACAGCAUCCGAAGGGAAUGACUUAAAUCUAUCAAAUACUUCUGGCCUUUCAUCAUCUGGUACAUCUACCUCCUUGUAUGGGAGCCAAUAUUAUGCAGUUGAGAGCCCAAGAGGAAGAGAAGCAAGAUAUAGUGAUAUGCUGGAGCAUAGGUCAAAUUGGCUAGAGAGGCGAAGAAGAAUAAGAUCUCAGGUCUAUGCUCUUCAACGACUGGGAAGGCGCUUUGAGAACCACUCUGGCCAUGAGAGGUCUUGUGUCUUAUCUGGUCAGCAACGAACGGGUCACUGUACAUGUCGUAUUGGUACCCGAGGAGCUAACUUAGAUAGUGACAGUAGUGCCAGGGCAAGCAUUUCAAGAAUUGUUAUGUUGGCAGAAGCUUUAUUUGAGGUUCUGGAUGAAAUUCAUCAGCAAUCGGUUGUGCUAUCAUCUCAGCCUUCUGUAUCCUCAAUUGGGUCUGUUCCAGCACCCAUUGAAGUUGUAGAAUCCCUACCUGUCAAAUCAUACAACAAAUUCCGUAGGAGUUCGAAUGACGAAGUUGCACAAUGUUACAUUUGUCUGGUUGAGUACGAGGAGGGAGAUAUUUUACGAACACUGCCUUGCCAUCAUGAAUUUCACAAGACUUGUGUUGACAAAUGGCUCAAAGAAAUUCACAGAGUAUGCCCAUUAUGUCGAGGUGAUAUCUGCCAAUCUGACUCAUUCCAAGGAAAUGUUUGAUAUUGCUUGCCUGGAUGUCGUCUCUUGUAUUACUGAUCUCCUUGAUAGUGUUGCAAGAAGAGUUGGUACCAGGAGUACCUUCACAUAUCUCUGAUACACUUCAGUAUGGUUUGAGAGUGUGUUCUGUUUCGAUGCAGUUGUCCAUCUCUUAUUGUUGUAAAAUAUUCAUUUGUGAUAGAAACUUAUACUUUCUCAGCAAAGAUGGAUCAACUACUGUAUGAUCUGGGGAGAGAUUUCAAAUGGGUGCUUUGAAGAAACAAGCAGCAGAUCUAUUUACCACUGUGAGAAAACUUGUAUUUUUCAAUCAAUAUGCUGCUGGUGGUUUCUAUGGGAAACCAAAUUCAUGAUAUUUGCCAGAAGUAUCUUUUUGAUU